AUGACCAGAGGCCACUACGGAGGCGCCACCGCUGACCAGGAGUACAAUACAUACCAUCCCGACCCCAGCUUCAAAUUCGACUGCACGAGAUGCAAUGGUGUCGGCGUGCACAAUCCCAGGCUUUGCGAGGACUGCCAGGACUGGAAUGACGUCUGGCAUAUGUUCACCUGCACACGACACGAUGCCAUCUAUGACCCUUUCCCUUCCGCCAAGCUAUCAGUGCUGAAGAACGAUCGCAAGGAGUGCCUGAUUUGUCUUACUCUGGUCGCAGCGGUGGAGGAGAAGCUUCGCAUUCGUGCGUCAGGGUCGAGGCUCGAGGAGACCGUUAAGGAGGAUCCUGUAGUGACGAAUUGUGGUCCCUGGUGGUUGCCACCGCAAAGAUACGUGAAGUCUCCGCGGCCACCGAGUGGUGGUGUGCGACUGGUACAUGUCAUGAAGCAGUACCGAGACCAGCGUGACCGGGACGAAGACACCUGGCGCAUCGAGUGUCUGCUAUGUUUUUCUCUCGUCGGCUGGGAGGAAGUCAAGCUCACUGCCUUCGGCCACAGAGACGUUGACUGGCCAGAUGGAGCUCUGGUGUGUAGAGUAGAGCUGCUGUACAACUCUGCCGGCAACCAGCUGGAAGAGGUCCGGUGUCUUGAAUCACCACCGAUCAAUCUGGAGCUCGUCGCCCAUGGCCUGAACGAGUGCAAAAGCAGUCACCUGAAAUGUGAGGUUCAUGAAUAUGACCUCCCGGCCGACUUCCUCGUCAUUGAUUGCGAGACCAUGUGCAUUUGUGACUUGCCGGCAGGUGAAGUCUUUGUCGCACUGAGCUAUACGUGGCGCAGUCCAUCUUCCGAUCGCGAGGCGCAGCUGACUUGCGCGAAUGAGGCAGCUCUUCGUCGGCAUAGGGGGCUGAACUCACGUCAGCUCCCGCCAGUGAUUGCAGAUACGAUCAAGCUAUGUGUCAGCUUGGGCAGGCGGCAUCUAUGGAUCGACAGACUAUGCAUCGUGUAA
Molecule: messenger RNA, 996 nt
Organism: Recurvomyces mirabilis
Lineage: Eukaryota; Fungi; Ascomycota; Dothideomycetes; Mycosphaerellales; Teratosphaeriaceae
Exons: 1
Coding region: 1-996 (331 amino acids)
Source: RefSeq, a predicted model, not a curated record